AUGUACUGCUAUCAAAUUUGUGGAGCGAUAGUCAUUUGGUGUGUGCUGGCGAUUCGAGGCGACGACGAGAGUGGGGAAUAUGGCGAAUUCGAAGACGAGUUUCGGCUCGAUGUGCCUCCAGAUUAUUCCAGAAUCAACGUGUCUGACGCUGCAUGGAAUAUCACGCUUAUGCGAUAUCUGAAUUUCAAAGAGAAUGACAUGCAAAGGAAUCUGGACACAUCGAUAUGUCAUCGCCUAAGCAAUCGAUUCGCACCGAAAUCAGUCCCGCCGUCUGGAUUUUGUGAAUUGCAGAACGGACCUGGACCACACAAUUUUCUCGUUUUGGGCAACAAUUACGCUAUGAAUCUUGGACCAAUCGUCUAUGAUACAUUCAAGGAACACGCAAAGGAAUUUAAUAUAUUCUCACUGAAGGGAUGCGACACGAUGGUGAAACACCAGAGACCGACCUGCAAAGACAACGUGAACUACACGGAUUUGCUACAGACCUUGAAGCCGAAUGUGAUAUUUGUACUUAGAAAAAUCUACAUCCUGCAAGCAGUACCUUCUCUGAAUCGCGAGAAGUAUUAUCUAACAUAUGCAGUGACGCCUAUCAGGAAAAUAAAG
This is a messenger RNA of Ostertagia ostertagi, 603 nucleotides long. NCBI's taxonomy places the organism in Eukaryota, Metazoa, Nematoda, Chromadorea, Rhabditida, Trichostrongylidae. The record is from the annotation of a GenBank genome assembly.